Molecule: messenger RNA, 3534 nt
Organism: Piliocolobus tephrosceles (Ugandan red Colobus)
Lineage: Eukaryota; Metazoa; Chordata; Mammalia; Primates; Cercopithecidae
Gene: NCAN
Product: neurocan
Exons: 12
Coding region: 1-3534 (1177 amino acids)
Biological process (GO): central nervous system development; glial cell differentiation; skeletal system development
Cellular component (GO): perineuronal net; synapse
Molecular function (GO): calcium ion binding; hyaluronic acid binding
Source: RefSeq, a predicted model, not a curated record
AUGGGGGCCACGUUUGUCUGGGCCUUGGGCCUUUUGAUGCUGCAGAUGCUGCUCUUUGUGGCUGGGGAACAGAGUGUUGUGUUCCACUACCGGGCAGCCCAGGACCGCUAUGCACUGACCUUCGCUGAGGCCCAGGAGGCCUGCCAUCUCAGCUCGGCCAUCAUUGCAGCCCCUCGGCAUCUACAGGCUGCCUUUGAGGAUGGCUUUGACAACUGUGAUGCUGGCUGGCUCUCUGACCGCACUGUUCGGUAUCCUAUCACCCAGUCCCGUCCUGGUUGCUAUGGUGACCGUAGCAGCCUUCCAGGGGUUCGGAGCUAUGGGAGGCGCAACCCACAGGAACUCUACGAUGUGUAUUGCUUUGCCCGGGAGCUGGGGGGAGAGGUCUUCUACGUGGGCCCGGCCCGCCGCCUGACACUGGCUGGCGCGCGUGCACAGUGCCGCCGCCAGGGUGCCGCGCUGGCCUCGGUGGGACAGCUGCAUCUGGCCUGGCAUGAGGGCCUGGACCAGUGCGACCCGGGCUGGCUGGCCGAUGGCAGCGUGCGCUACCCGAUCCAGACGCCGCGCCGGCGCUGCGGGGGCCCAGCCCCGGGCGUGCGCACCGUCUACCGCUUCGCUAACCGGACUGGCUUCCCUUCGCCCGCCGCGCGCUUCGACGCCUACUGCUUCCGAGCUCAUCACCCCACAUCACAACAUGGAGACCUAGAGACCCCAUCCUCUGGGGAUGAGGGGGAGAUUCUGUCAGCAGAGGGGCCCCCAGUUAGAGAACUGGAGCCCACCCUGGAGGAGGAAGAGGUGGUCAGCCCUGACUUCCAGGAACCUCUGGUGUCCAGUGGGGAAGAAGAACCCCUGAUCUUGGCAGAGAAGCAGGAGUCUCAACAGACACUCAGCCCUACCCCUGGGGACCCCAUGCUGGCCUCAUGGCCCACUGGGGAAGUGUGGCUAAGCACGGUGGCCCCCAGCCCUAGUGACACGGGGGCAGGCACUACAGCAAGUUCACACACGGAGGUGGCCCCAACUGACCCUACAGCUAGGAGGAGGGGGCGCUUCAAAGGGUUGAAUGGGCGCUACUUUCAGCAGCAGGAACCGGAGCCGGGGCUGCAAGAGGGGAUGGAGGCCAGCGCCCAGGCCCCAACCUCAGAGGCUGUGGGGAACCAAGUGGAGCCUCCGCUGGCCAUGGCAGUCACAGAGAUGUUGGGCAGUGGCCACAGCCGGAGCCCCUGGGCUGAUCUGACCAAUGAGGUGGAUAUGCCUGGAGCUGGUUCUGCUGGUGGCAAGAGCUCCCCAGAGCCCUGGCUGUGGCCCCCGACCAUGGUCCCACCCAGCAUCUCAGGCCACAGUAGGGCCCCUGUCCCGGAGUUAGAGAAAGCCGAGGGCCCCAGUGCCAGGCCAGCCACCCCAGACCUGUUUUGGUCCCCCUUGGAGGCUACUGUCUCAGCUCCCAGCCCUGCCCCCUGGGAGGCGUCCCCCUUGGCCACCUCCCCAGAUCUCCCUAUGAUGGCCAUGCUGCGUGGUCCCAAACAGUGGAUGCUACCACACCCCACCUCCGUCUCCACAGAGGCCAGUAGAGUUGAGGGACAUAGUGAGGCCAUGGCCACGGCUCCACCUUCCCCUGCUGCAGAGACCCAGGUGUAUUCCCUGCCUCCCUUUUUGACCCCAACAGGACAGGGUGGAGAGGCCAUGCCCACAACACCUGAGUCCCCCAGGGCAGACUUCAGAGAAACUGGGGAGACCAACCUUGCUCAGGUCAACAAAGCUGAACACCCCAGCUCCAGCCCAUGGCCUUCUGUAAACAGGAAUGUGGCUGUAGGUUUUGUCCCCACUGAGACUGCCACUGAGCUAACGGGCCUCAGGGGCAUCUCAGGGUCUGAGUCUGGGGUCUUCGACACAGCAGAAAGCCCCACUUCUGGCCUGCAGGCCACUGUAGAUGAGGUACAGGACCCCUGGCCCUCAGUGUACAGCAAAGGGCUGGAUGCAAGCUCCCCAACUGCCCCCUCGGGAAGCCCUGGAGUCUUCUUAGUACCCAAAGUCACCCCGAGUUUGGAGCCUCGGGUUGCUAAAGAUGAAGGAUCCACUGUGAAUCCCACGGAUUCCACAGUCACGCCAGCCCUCAGUGAUGCUAGUGGAAUUUGGGAACCUGGAUCCCAGUUGUUUGAAGAAGCUGAAAGCACCACCUUGAGCCCUCAGGUGGCCCUGGAUACAAGCACUGUGACGUCCCUAACGACCGAGCAGGGGGACAAGGUUGGAGUUCCAGCCGUGUCUACACUGGCCUCCUCAAGCUCCCAACCCCACCCAGAGCCAGAGGAUCAGCUGGAGACCCAGGGAACAUCAGGAACUUCAGCACCCCCUCAUCAGAGCAGCCCCCUGGGGAAACCAGCUGUUCCUCCUGGGACACCAACUGCCGCCAGUGUGGGCGAGUCUGCCUUAGUUUCCUCAGGGGAGCCUACGGUACCAUGGGACCCCUCCAGCACCCUGCUGCCUGUCACCCUGGGCAUAGAGGACUUCAAACUGGAGGUCCUGGCAGGGAGUCCAGGCGUAGAGAGCUUCUGGGAGGAGGUGGCAAGUGGAGAGGAACCAGCCCUGUCAGGGACCCCUACGAAUGAGGGUGCAGAGGAGGCGCACUCAGAUCCCUGUGAGAACAACCCUUGUCUUCAUGGAGGGACAUGUAAUGCCAAUGGCACCAUGUAUGGCUGUAGCUGUGAUCAGGGCUUCGCUGGGGAGAACUGUGAGAUUGACAUUGAUGACUGCCUCUGCAGCCCCUGUGAGAAUGGAGGCACCUGUAUCGAUGAGGUCAACGGCUUUGUCUGCCUUUGCCUCCCCAGCUAUGGGGGCAGCCUUUGCGAGAAAGACACUGAGGGCUGUGACCGCGGCUGGCACAAGUUCCAGGGCCACUGUUACCGCUAUUUUGCCCACCGGAGGGCAUGGGAAGAUGCCGAGAGGGACUGCCGCCGCCGCUCCGGCCACCUGACCAGCGUCCACUCACCACAGGAGCACAGCUUCAUUAAUAGUAGGGGCUCUGGGGGAGGGGGCCACCUGCCUGGAGGGUGGGCAGGGGUGGCACUUCAAUUCGAGAACUGGCGAGAGAACCAGCCGGACAAUUUCUUUGCGGGUGGCGAGGACUGUGUGGUGAUGGUGGCGCAUGAAAGCGGGCGCUGGAACGAUGUCCCCUGCAACUACAAUCUACCCUAUGUCUGCAAGAAGGGCACAGUGCUCUGUGGUCCCCCUCCAGCAGUGGAGAAUGCCUCACUCAUCGGUACCCGCAAGGCCAAGUACAAUGUCCAUGCCACUGUAAGGUACCAGUGCAAUGAAGGAUUUGCCCAGCACCAUGUGGCCACCAUUCGAUGCCGGAGCAAUGGCAAGUGGGACAGGCCCCAAAUUGUCUGCACCAAACCCAGACGUUCACAUCGGAUGCGGCGACACCACCACCACCACCAACACCACCACCAGCAUCACCACCACAAAUCCCGCAAGGAGCGCAGAAAACACAAGAAACACCCAACGGAGGACUGGGAGAAGGAUGAAGGAAAUUUCUGCUGA